Molecule: messenger RNA, 732 nt
Organism: Eruca vesicaria subsp. sativa (arugula)
Lineage: Eukaryota; Viridiplantae; Streptophyta; Magnoliopsida; Brassicales; Brassicaceae
Source: the annotation of a GenBank genome assembly
AUGAGUCAUCGAGGAGGCCGUUUCACAAAGUCCCCCGCUGUCUACGGUUGGAUCUGGAGUGCAUUGGAGGGAGGUUUAUUGGAAGAACUACACUUGGAAUGCACCAGAAACGAAGUUAAUUUAGAGAGAAAGUUGUUGACGAGCAACACACUGGUUAAGCUCACACUAUCCCGUGAAUAUUGUCUUCUUGUCGACCGUGUCUUUCUCCCUGCCCUCAAAUCACUUUCUCUCUUAACUGUUGGAGGCUUUGAUUACGACAACUAUCGCCGCCUCAUCAAAGGCUGCCCUGUCCUUGAAGAAUUACUCAUUACUGAUAUCGCUGCUCAUGCUCUUGAUCCUUAUCCUCCAUGUGCCACCGCCUCUGUCAAAAGUCCUUCCAUCAAGCGACUUGUCAUCUCUCUCGAUAUGCCCUAUGAUUCUCCUCAUAAACACUCCUUUCAAGACUUUUAUAAUCAAUGUUAUGUUAAAGCACCAGGUCUUGUCUACCUUGACUAUUCUAGUCAUGUCUUUGCGGAUUAUCGCUUCGUUGAUUUGGAUUCCCUUCUCCAUGUCAGACUCAAUCUCAAGUUAUGGGACCAUCACAAGCAUUUUUUGUCUGAUCUUACUAAAUUAGCUUCCGGUAUAAGCAACAUUACAACCCUUCACUUGUCUCCUGAUUCACUUGAGGUACGUAGAUAUAGUAUGGUCUCUCUCUCUCUCUCACUUCAAUUCAAUCUACUGCUUGCUUGCUAG